CGCGGCGCUUUACGGCUGCCGUCUUCCGGUUUCCGCCAGCAUGGAGGCCGACGAGCUGGAGAAGGAAGAUGCGGAACAGGAGCCCCUGGAAGGAAGAGACGAGAAUCCAGAAGCGGAAGAGGAGCAGGAGGAAUCCGAGGAGGCGGCUUGCGGCGGCAAGAAGCGGGUCGUGCCGGGAAUUGUGUACUUGGGCCACCUCCCGCCCCGCUUUCGGCCUCUGCACGUACGGAACCUCCUGAGCGCUUACGGCGAGGUGGGGCGCGUGUUUUUCCAGCCCGAGGACGGGUUCGUGAGGCGCAAGAAGAAGGCGGCGGCAGCCUCGGCCGCGGGAGGGAAAAAGCGGGCCAGGUACAGCAAGGACUACACCGAGGGCUGGGUGGAGUUCCGGGACAAGCGCGUGGCCAAGCGCGUGGCGGCCAGUCUGCACAACACGCCCAUGGGAGCCCGACGGCGCAGCCCCUUCCGCUACGACCUGUGGAACCUCAAGUACCUGCACCGUUUCACGUGGUCACACCUCAGCGAACAUCUUGCCUUUGAGCGCCAGGUGCGCAGGCAGCGCCUGAGGGCCGAGGUUGCCCAGGCCAAGCGCGAGACUGACUUCUACCUUCGAAGUGUGGAACGGGGACAGCGCUUCCUGGCGGCCGAUGGGGACUCGGGCCGCCCGAAUAGCAGCUGGGCCUUUGCCCAGCGUCCUACUGAGCAGGAGCUGAGAGCCCGGAAGGCAGCCCGGCCAGGGGGGCGUGAACGGGCUCGCCUGGCUAAUGUCCAGGACCAGGCUCGCUCCAACCGAGGGCUGCUUGCCAAGAUCUUCGGAGCUGCGCCGCCCUCAGCCGGCGGGGAGGAACCCUCACCGGUCAGGGCCUCGUGACGGGCAGAGAGACCCCCUCUGUCUCCUAGCCCUGAUAAUGGCUAUUCGGGCAGACGUUUUAUUGUCUUUUGAAGACUGGGAGUCUCUGAUGAGUGCGCAGACAUACCUUUUGUGGGCCUCUCCAUCUCCUGUUGCCUGGGGGAGGCCCCUAAUUCAUACUAGCAUGAGUGUGACUACUGCACAUGCCUCUCUCGUUUGAUUCUUGGCUCUCUGCCUCCUGCCCACUGGGAGCCUCUAAAAAUCCCACUUUCUGGCCGCAGGAAGUGCCUUUCCCUCAAAUUAGGGUGGGAGUGUCCAGUCCAGGCAACUUUUUUCCCCAAGUGUAAGUGAAGGGUAGCAGCAGCGUCCUUUUUAUUCAGAGAAGAGUAACAGGGACAGGGGUUAAUGGAGGGGGGCUGGGUUGGGAGCCACCUUCCAAAUGUAUUUACAGGAAAAAAAAAUCUUUAUGUAUAAUUGUAUGCCUUUGUAGUUUAUUGGGUGCGCAGGGUGCAUUUUACAAGUUCUGACUUUAUCUGCCUGUGUCCUGUUCAGUCCCCUUCAUGUCAUCUCGUCUCCGAGCCAACCCCUCCCUUCAGCCUGGACUCUUUCCUGUCACGUUAAUUCUGAGGCCCACUUUCUCAGCGAUCUCAUUCUGCAUUUCCCAAGUCACUAUAUGAGGACAUAGUGAUAGGUAAGCACACGGGCCUCGCCAUUAAGAGUUGGGGACCACUUGAAAGGGACAGGCACUCAUGUCUAGCGGCCCGCGGGCAUCAUGGUAAAAGCGUCUCAGGCGAGAGUGGGAGCCGUGGGAGGGCUCGAGUCAUCUGGGAAGGGAAGAUGUGCUUAAUAGGCGGCUCAUUCCUGCUCACACUCUCAGAGAGGGCAGUUUUCACCAGGCUUUCCAGGUCAUUCCUGAAGAGUGAACUGAGGUCUGAGCGAGGCUGUGUGCUCCUGGUGUUGGAAACCAAGCUCCACAGGCGGAGCGCUGGGUUCUAAGCAUCGUAAAGGGACGCAGAACCGGGAGGGGGCGCCCUUCCGAGAGUGAGUAAGCGGCGGGUCCCAAACAACACGCACCGUCUACUCAGACGCCGGGAGAAAACAACACUGCAGUGUUCACGUCAGGAAUCUAGACGCAGCCUCACAAUCCCAACCGCCUCUGUCCGGGCAGUGAGCAACUCGAUCUCGAGUUGGUGCGGAGAUUACUUCAAAACAAAACAAAACAAAAAAAACCAACUUACCAACAUAUCGUCUGUUAAACUUACAGGAAGUAGAAGAGUGAUUUUAAUAAUUGGGAUUUUGCUUGUGCUGUUUAAAACCCCCUCCACCCCCCUCCCCUCUGCCCUCAAUAUAAUUACUCGUGUGUUUGGGUGAAGUGGAUUCACCCACUUCUUUGGCUCUAAAACAAUAAAAUGUUAGGUCAGGAUUUUUACUUGAUAGCUGCACUUUAUUUGGGAGAAUAAAAUGAGCAUACAGUAAAAAAAAAAAUGGUUUUUGGUGUGACACUAACCACAUCCCUAUGCCUCUCAUACUCAUCAAAUAAAAACAUCUGUGUAAUGUUACCCCCUCA
Messenger RNA from Suricata suricatta (meerkat), 2414 nucleotides. RefSeq names its product activator of basal transcription 1 (gene ABT1). The coding region runs from base 41 to 868 and encodes 275 amino acids. The transcript has 3 exons. The record is from RefSeq and is a predicted model, not a curated record. NCBI's taxonomy places the organism in Eukaryota, Metazoa, Chordata, Mammalia, Carnivora, Herpestidae. Gene Ontology annotation, molecular function: RNA binding. Gene Ontology annotation, cellular component: nucleolus. Gene Ontology annotation, biological process: endonucleolytic cleavage in ITS1 to separate SSU-rRNA from 5.8S rRNA and LSU-rRNA from tricistronic rRNA transcript (SSU-rRNA, 5.8S rRNA, LSU-rRNA); endonucleolytic cleavage to generate mature 5'-end of SSU-rRNA from (SSU-rRNA, 5.8S rRNA, LSU-rRNA); small-subunit processome assembly.